Pyrenophora tritici-repentis Pt-1C-BFP is the source of this 1618-nucleotide messenger RNA. Its product is annotated as Atrophin-1 multi-domain protein. The record is from RefSeq and is a predicted model, not a curated record. Lineage: Eukaryota; Fungi; Ascomycota; Dothideomycetes; Pleosporales; Pleosporaceae.
GUCUGCCUGCCUCGCUUCUUUACUUUUCCACUUUGUUGUGGAAAAAGGCAUAGCACAGCCCGACCGCCUACAAGUCACUCGCCGACCAUCAUCACCCACCCCAAAUCUCAACACCAUGGCCGCUACCGAUUCCAAGCCGGCCUUGUCUACGCUCAAGACACCCAUGUCGGCCACCUAUCCCUCCGAACUCAGGUCGCCCAUGAUCACCUCUGCAACCACGCCCAUCUUUGCCAACAUCAAGCGGGAAGACUCUGACCUCAAGACUCCAAUCACCCCACCGACCGCCUACCUGGAGUUUCUCAAGAACCUGUCGCCUGUCCUCUCGAGCCCAAUGUCCACCGGUACCAGCUGCAAGUUUGUCUUUGGGGAUACUCGCCCCACCUCGGUCACUUCAUCCGCCUCCAGCGCCUCCUUCACAUCCACCUCGGCCCCUGCAGACAAGGAAUCACCAGCAACGUCAAGAUCAAGCAGCUGCAGUAGGUGCGACACUUCCAAAGAGGACCAGCCUCCCAUGUCUGCACCUCCAACCAAAGUCCAAACCGUCACCAUCCCUCCCCCAUCACCCUUUAGGCGGCCACAUUCAGCGCGUACACCCCGCCUUUACAUACCCCAAUCACCCUAUUCGCCCGCCGCUGUACGGUCACCAGCGAGCGCAAAGUCCAUUCAAUCACCCUAUUCCGCCGUCUCAUCGCCCAAGACUUGGGAUGCAGAAAAGAAGACUGGUCGAGCAAGGCGCGUCAGCGUGCGCGAAGUCGUUACAAGGACAGUGACAUAUAGUCGCACGCCCGUCGACGCCAAAGCGCCACAGUUUCCGCAGAUUGACCCCGCACCCCGCGGUAAGAGGAGGAAGGUCGAGUAGGAAAUCUGCUGCUGUUACGCAACCCUACCGCUUAUGGAAUGCUGGCUCGAGCAUGAGCGGUUGCGCAACCCUCUGUGCUACUUCACGACACAACUGUACUGGCGCCUAGGCACAGCACCUAAUUUCCAUUCGCCCAACAUCUAUUGUCUACAUUAUACACGACUUGCACAAACUACCCGGCCAUUGAACUAAUACUCGGGUCCAGGCGAUCCCAUCACAACCUACUUUCAACUGCUUGCACCACAUUCUCAACCUACUACCAUCAUCGCCUUUUUCCUUUUUCCUUUGUUUACUACUACUACUACUACUACUACUACUACUACUACUACUACCCCAAAUCAAUAGAGAAACGACGUUAUGGCCACGUCCUUUUUCUCACGACCCUAACGGCGGAAAACAUGUAUUCGGCGUUGAGAUUACCAUUACCACAUUUGUAGCGGAUACCAAUUAUCGGCGGGUGGUGCGCCGGCGCUUUUGGUGUUGAUUGGCCAAACUACGGAACGAGGCUACCUCAUCGAUCUGAUGGAUGUGAGAGGAACGCACAGGCUACUGGCACGUGGAUGUGCUGGGCGGCAAGAUGCUGCAUGCAGUGUAUUGGAUGGAGCCGGGCGGCAAAAACAGAUAGCCCUGGCUGUGCGGGCUAGCGAGGUCAGAUGAGUGGAUAGUUUUCUACGCCUAUUGCCCGCACAGUGCCCCGAGACACGAAAGUUGAAAUAGUAUUAUAGGACGAGAAAGAAAUGGACAUGAUACCUGUUUUAA